Messenger RNA from Prorocentrum cordatum, 843 nucleotides. NCBI's taxonomy places the organism in Eukaryota, Dinophyceae, Prorocentrales, Prorocentraceae. The record is from the annotation of a GenBank genome assembly.
AUGGCUGCAAAGCUGCGAGAGGCGCAGAAGCAGAUCAAGAGGCUCGAGCAGGACAUGCAGAAGCAGCGCAAGCAGCAGGAGUUGCAGCCCGAGAAGGUGCAGCAGGUGGUCGAUCUCUCAGAUGAACAGGGUGACUGUCCUGAUAUGCUGGUUGAUGAUGGUAAGAACUUUGAUGAAGGACAGGCCCGAGCCAGAAUUCACGAGCUGGAGAAGCAGCUGGACAUGGCCAAGGGAGUUGGAGAACACUGGGAUGUGCUGCGGACGGCCAUUCGCACUGAGAAGGAUGAGCUCCAGCAGCGUGUGCAUGCUCACAAGCCCGCCUCGGCCCAGAUGUUUCACAUCAACCGCCAGCUGUUCCAGGAGCCACAGCGAAUCUCCAAGGCGAAGCUGGCGAUACACAAGCAGGAACAGCACAUUCAGGAGCUUCAGAAGCAGUUGCAGAGUGCACAAAAGGAUCUGGCGGAAAGGGAGGCGAAGCAUGAAGAGCUCCGACUACGGCAACUGGAGUUGGCCCAGGCCGCAGUGCAGCCACCAGACGGAGCGGCUCGAGCGCACCCGCAGGAUGCGCCCAUCACCGCGCUGGGAUUGGACUGCACGGCCCUCGGGCGAAUCCUCAAGCAGUUGGGGGCAGGCGAAGCAGCCGAACCCAUGGCCGAGGAGAUCGCCAAGCAGCUACCGACUUUGGUCACAGGAGCGACCAUGGCGGAGCGCUACAUGGUGGACCUGGUGCAGGUGGCGUGCAUGUUCCUGUACCUGAGGAACCAGCUCCUGCCACGACGUCUAUCCGUGAAGCAGAUGUUGCGGUGCUACGUGAACAUCUCAACGCAGUGGGCGUUCCGAUCA